AUGGCUUACAGAAAGGUGUGUGAUGCUCAGGGUGGUCCUCUGGUCGGUGAAGGUCUGCACUGCUCUGGAGGUCUUGAUCUGGACUGGGACCUGGAAAAAGAGGAGCUACAGGAACCAGGACCUGGCAUGGACCGCAUGCAGAUGCAGCAUGUUGAAUGCCAGAGAUCUGGGUGUUCAGAUCCUGGUCCUGAUCCUGACCCUGAGCUAAUGGAGCCCAUUCAGCCUUCAGUCUCAGUUUCACCACAUGGACGCUUUGAGCGACUCCAGGAAGAUCCAAACUACAUUUCCCACUUUACCAGGGCUCCGGGUCACAAGGGCCAGCGAAGGCUCCACUGCUUUCUGCUCAGGUACUUCCUGGGGGGCAUCGGCCUUUUCAUUCUGGGGCUACUGAUUGGCUGGUUCACUCACACACCGACCGUUAAACGAACUGCUUCCCUGCCUGAAAGCUCUGAUCUGUUGGAGGAACUGCUGAAGGGAAUAACAGCUGACAAAAUAGACGCUCUCCAAAGGUCUUUCUCCAGUCUGUCAGACAACAGUGAAGAAGCCAGAGCCAGGUACCUAUACAGGCAGUGGGUGGGCCUUGGUUUGACUGAUGUCCAUUUGUCCAAUCACACGGUCCUGCUCAGUCUGCCUGGUCCCACCCCCAACACCAUCACGGACCGGUCCAGUCACCAGUGUCUGCUGCCCACUGGGGUUCCAUGUGACCAGCGUGGACCGAGUGACCUACUCAAGCAGCAGUUCUCGUACGCAGCCUACUCUGCUGUCGGAAGUCUGCAGGGGGAGGUGGUGGACGUUCAGUACGGCGGCGUGGACGAGCUGAGGAGAGCCAAAGAAAGCCUGAACAUCACCAACCAGAUCGCUGUGCUCAAGCUGGGGAAAGCACCUUUACUGUAUAAGCUCUCCCUGCUGUCAGAGAUGGGUUUUGGAGGAGUCCUGCUCUACAUCGACCCCUGUGAUGCCCCGCACGGUCAGAACAUCUGGAACCAGGCCUUCAGAGUUACUCUGAACCCUGGAGGAAACCCUGCUAUCGUUGGUGUGUCCAAAGAGGCUGCAGGAAGUCUGACAUCUCUGUUGGUUCAGCCCAUAUCCGCCCUCUUGGCCAGCACCUUACUGUCCUCUGCUUCCUCAGCCCCAGGUGACCUGUGUACGCCUAUCGCCAUGCCCCCCAACACAGAACGCAAGAAAAUCACUCUCACUGUGGGAAACCAGUGGUCCUACAAGAAAAUCUACAAUGUCGUUGGAUAUCUGAAAGGAAGACGGAAUCCAGAUCGCUAUGUGCUGGUUGGCAGCCAUCAUGACGGUGACCAGGGAGGCGGGGCUUCAGCCAUUAUGAAUCAGCUCAUCGCCGCGUUCACAGAGCAGACCAAACGAGGAUGGGUGCCGGACCGUACCACUGUGUUUUGUUCAUGGGGAGGUUCGGCCUUGGGGAACAUCGGCUCGUAUGAAUGGGGAAAGGAUAACAGUGUGGUCCUUCAGAGCAGUGCGGUGGCCUACGUCAGCCUGAACUCUCCAGUCAGAGGAACAGAGACCCUCAGAGCUGGAGCUUCUCCAACCCUGCUUCAACUCACUUCGGAUAUACAGCGGAGACAAUUACUGAGUUGCAUUCGUGGUGGAAACUGCCCUGGACCCAACGUCAGUUCUCUCCAGUUGCCUGGAGAUGUGAAUUUCUUUGCCAACCAGCUGGCUGUGCCCACCCUGGAGUUCGCCUUUGAGCAGACCAAAGCAGAAGAGGCUACCAGUUUUUUGUCAGAGGCUCAGUUUUCUGACAACUCGCCGAAGACUCUGGACCCACUACUCAAGUUCCAUGAGACUAUUGCAAAGAUGACAGCUGAAGCCAUUCUGCGCCUGGUUAAUGAUCCUGUGCUGCCUUUCUACUCACUGGACAUUGCCCUGGACAUACAGAAUAAACUCAAAGAUAAAAGCGUGCUGUCUCCUUCCCUGCUGUCCUCGGCCUCAUCCCUCAGAGACCACGCCGCUUUCUUUCAGUCAGAAACCAUGCGGCCGGCCAACGACCCUAAAGAGCGUGAUCCCUCCCAUGUGCGCAUGCUGAACGAUGUCCUCCGCGACCUGGAGAAGAGCUUCCUCAUCCCACAUCCCCCACCUGGAGUGUACAGGAACCUGUUGUACAGCCUUCCUGGGAGGUCUCAGUUUUCCAUCCUCAGGUUCUCAGAGGAAGUGAUCCUGCAUUGCAACACCACCAGCAAACCUGUCAAACACAAGUCUGGAGACCAGGAAGUACUUUGCUACAGCACUAUGAACCAGUCCCUGGCUCUCAUCCUUCAGUCCAUCCGUUCGGCUGAGAGGCUGGUCUGUUUCGGUUUGGAACUGUUCCAAAAUUACCCAAGCGACACAAUAUGA
Sphaeramia orbicularis (orbiculate cardinalfish) is the source of this 2358-nucleotide messenger RNA. RefSeq names its product N-acetylated alpha-linked acidic dipeptidase like 2 (gene naaladl2). Bases 1 to 2358 code for a protein of 785 amino acids. The transcript has 15 exons. NCBI's taxonomy places the organism in Eukaryota, Metazoa, Chordata, Actinopteri, Kurtiformes, Apogonidae. The record is from RefSeq and is a predicted model, not a curated record.